This is a messenger RNA of Aplysia californica (California sea hare), 3997 nucleotides long. RefSeq lists its product as uncharacterized. The record is from RefSeq and is a predicted model, not a curated record. Lineage: Eukaryota; Metazoa; Mollusca; Gastropoda; Aplysiida; Aplysiidae.
CUCCUCAAGGCAUCAAAACAUCUACAAACAUCUCACCCCGCCCUCAGGCAAUCGCCAGAUCCUAUAACCAUCUUCCCUCACUGAGGCACCAUCCUGGAAAUCAUACGAGCCGCCCGGCGGGGAAAAAGUCUUCCCUCACCAACAACGUCAGGUCCCGCUACUCGGCCAGACACAGAAGGAGCCCGGGGCCAUUCUCCAGGGCCAGUGCUGAUUCGCCGUACCUGCCAAAGGCUAACAUCGAGGACUGCCUGAAAUGCCUGCUCCGAGUGCCACACAAGAAAUGUGAAUCACACAAGUACAUCCGUGUGGGAGGAGGCUACAGGCAUGGCUACUGGUACAUCAAGUGUCUCUUGGAGGAACUGGAGAUACAGAGACAGCGGGAGUUACUCAAGCAGCAGCGGUUGGCGGCUAUCAAAGAACACCGUGUCAAAGCUAUCAAGACCUACAUCCGCACAAAGAGCGGCCGCCUGGUUGAGAGAAUUAUCUUCCUAUCGGAGGAAGACUAUGAGGCGUUCAAAGAGGGGAAGAACAUUCAAGACCUACUCAAAAAGUACCUGACCGCGGAGGAGGCCAAAGGUCUGGAGUCUUGGGACAAGGACGAAGUCGUGGCCGUCAAGACGUAUGUCCGGACCAAGAGCGGCCGACUGGUGGAGAAGCUAGUCUACGUCUCAAAAGAAGACUAUGACGCAAUCAAAGCGGGGACGAAGGACGCCAAAGACGUUCUCAAAAAGUACGCUGCGGAAGGCGAGCAGAUCGAGGGAUGGGAGGAGGCGAAGAUGCGCACGAUCAAGACAUACGUGCGCACCAAGAGUGGGCGACUGAUCGAGAAAACCAUCAUGAUAUCAGAAGAAGACUAUCAGGCCAUGAUCAAAGAUGGCAAGGAUCCUAACGAGAUCAUAAAAAAAUACCUACCCCUGGAGGAGGGCCAGACAAUAGAAUCCUGGCAGAGCGGGGAACCCAUGAAGGCCAUCAAGACCAAGAUACGCACCAAGAGUGGGCGAAUCAUUGAGAAGACGAUCUAUGUCAGCGCUGACGACUAUGAGAGGAUGAUGGAGGUGAGGAAGGAAGGAGAGGGGAGGGAGGAGAAAAGGAAAGGGUGGUUGGAUGGGAACAGAAAUGUUGUGAAGACCUACAUUCGCACAAAGAGCGGCCGUCUGAUCGAGAAAACGGUGAUGUUGACGGAAGAUGAGUACAAUGCCUUUGUGGCUUCCGGUGGGAAUCCCGACUUCCUGAAGAAGUUCAUUGAACUCAAGAAAGGGGAGGUCAUCGAGGACUGGGAGAAAGCGUCCACUGUUUACUCCGCUACCGACGACCAGGAAGUUCAGCAAGGUUAGGUCAAGGUCGUCCAUUUGAUUCAUGCCUGAACGUAUUGUGCCAUUGUGAUUGUAGUUUGUAUGAAGCAAGACGUGAGAAAAGUCGGCCAUACUUCUGAUGCUGAUAGUGGACUGGGGUCCAUGUUUGACAAACACGGGAGGCGGAAAGGCAAGGGAGGGAAAGGAGGGAAGGGAGGGGAGGAGGAGGAGACAGCAGAGGAGAGGGCCCGGAGAAAGAAGGGAAAGAGAGAUAAAGACAGUGACAGUGACUACAGCUACAAGAGUGUUUACAGCGCUGGGGGAACGAAACGCGUUCGAAGACGACGCAAGAGAGCGGACGGGACAUACAGCGAUAGCGAGUCUUACCACAGCAGUAAGGACGGAGAUGGCGAUGCACGACGCCGGCGGCGGCGGCGAGAACGCGCGCAUGGCGGCAGCGCCCACAGUUAUUACAGCGUGGUCAGCGCUGGCGGCACGCGACAUGUACGGCGGAAGAAGAAGCGUGCAGAUGGCACGUACAGUGCCAGUGAGUCUUACCACAGGAGUGGUUCAGAAUCAGAUUCCGAAAGUGAGUACACAGAAAUGUCGGACGGGAAAGGAGGCAAAAUUCGCGUGAAGAAAGAAAAGACAGGCCGCGGUAAGAAAGGGCGGAAAGGAAAAGAGAUCCCAGAUUUCAGUGACGCCAGCACCGAUUCUGACGCAGUUGAUCUGGAGAACAUGACGGAAGAAGAGAAGAAGAAAUAUUUUGAAGAAAAAGCGAAGCGGAAAGCAGAACGAGAGAAGAGAAGAAGGGAGAAAUACGGGGACAAGUACGACGAGAUGAUGGCGGCGCACGAAAAAGAUCGAUCCUGUUACGGGGAAGAAGAAGAAGAAGAUGAAGGCAGGAAUGAGGAGAGUCAGCGGAGAUUAUGAAUAUGAGUACGAUGACAAAGGGCGAGUUAUACGAAAAACGAGAAUAGGAAAGGGAGGUGAUGACGACAGCGGAUCGGAGGUGGAGUACGAAUAUGAUGAACACGGGAACAUCAUCAAAGAAAUCAGGAAAUCCAAGAAAGGUGGAAAGGACGCAGGAGAUGAGUUUGAAUACGUCUAUGAUUCAAAGGGAAGGCUCAUCAAAAAGAUUCGAAAGGGAAAGGUGCGGCAGACUCCGAUGACGGCAACUACUUUGAAGUAGACGAAAAAGGAAAAAUCAAGCUGCGAGAGGGAAAGAAAAAGAUAGACUUGUCCAAGCUUACAGCCGACGAUCUGAGGAAACUUGGCAUCGAUCCCAAUCUCUCUAAACAAGAAAUUGCACGAUUACUCAAGCAAAAAUUCGGUGACGAUAUACAAAUCUUGGACAACCGGUCAAAGAUCGGCACCAAGCGUCUCUCUGAGUACGGGACUGAUGUGGACACAGAUGAUCUAGCCGAUGACAGUGACCUGGACAUUUCCACACUGAAAGGCACACGUCGAGUCAACGUAUUGAUGAAGAGAGGAGGCCAAACACUUUUGGAGCACAUGAAACGUGUGCUAGAGCAGUCACGUCUACAGGACGACACAUACGCCAAGGAUCUGGAUGAGAGAGAUGGUGAUAUUGACUUUUUGUCCCACUAUCGCCUUGUGGAUCCAAAGAAACUUGAGAGUUACGCCAGAGCUUUUGUCGUUGAGGAUGAAGACUUUGACACCGUCAUUCGUUCAGGGGAAACCAAGCAGGCUAUUGAUGGAAUUGCUAGCGUUAAUCACAUCACGGAAAAGCAGCUCGACUAUGUGUUUAAGGUGCUCAAAAUCGAUGACGCGACACAAGUGACGUUCCGAAUGUUCGCCGUCAUCUCGGCCCUGUGUGAGAGAGUGACCCAAAUGGAUCCUUUAAGCAAACAUCUACUGGAGAUCUGCGACUUGCUGGACGUGGAGAGGAAGAUGGAGCUGUACAAAGCAAUGUUCUAUACAAACGUCAACUCGGACCGUGACCCAAACUUCAUCAAAGCCGACUCGCUCAAGAUCGAGCUCAUCGCUGGCGGGCUCAACUGGAAGCAACAAGAAUUCAUUAUGGAAAAGUUGCAGCCCAAUAUCUUCAAUGAGAUUGCCGAUGCUACUGCAAGAGAAAGAAAAGUCGAAUUUGUCACGUGUAUCCAACUUGUCCAGGUCUUCUGUGGAGUUUUGACAGCAAUAGAAGAUCGGUGUAGACCAGCGAGCCAAAAACAGAUUUUAAUGAACUUGCCAAAAAAAAGAAAAGGUGUGCAGACGACGCGACUUUGUCUUGGUCAAAGCCUUGACUCGGUUGUCAUUCAACUCUGAAUUCAGUAACGACUGAUACGAGGGCAUGCAAGCAGAAUAUUCGUGUCGUGUCUUCUGCACACCACAUGACUAGCGCACAUCGUAUGGGACGCAAACAUUUUCAUGUUAUGACUUCAUAACUCUUGUCAUACCUCUGGACCUCACCUGUCUGCUAAAAUUGCUUGACUGCGGUGCAAAUUUGUUAAAUUCAAAUAUGUGUAUCUUGGCACUACGGUGUCAUUCUACUUCGACAUUUCAUUGAGAGUCAUUUUUGUAAGCGUGGGUGGAUUUCGAAGUGGAAUGAAAUCGCGUCACAAAAUUCCACUUCGAUAAAACGCAUCACUCUUUUCUUUACUCUCCCUUGUCUGUCAUUGACAAUUUCCUGAUAAGACACACCAAAGUGAAAACAUGAGCUUUUUUGUUGAAAAAAAAAA